GUGACCCAGCCUCUUUUUUCGCGAGCUCCCCACAUGAGCGCUGUUCGGUGUUUCAGCUGUUGGAGGCACCUUUGGCAACCUGAGGUUUCGAAGAAACCGAAGCAGCAGCUUCCACCGGCGAAUGGUGUGAUCUCUAGAAGCCUGAAAGGUCAAAAUGACCCCAGCCCUGGCUUGCGCGGGUGGAGUGAUGGGGAGCCUUGGCUCUUCCGCCUUCGAGCUGUCGAGUACAUGAAGACCCGACGAAAGGCACGGACCAGCGAGGCUCUCUACCGAUGCAUUGGCGUGGAGGUCUUGGAGGCCCCAUGCCAGCUUGGAAGCUGCCUUCAAGGCCUUUAUCCUGAGACAAGCUGCUCGGGAGCUCUUCCGAAGGUGAUCGUGAUCCAUUUCCAGCUGCCCUUCCAGCCGGGUCCAAUCUACGGCAGUCACCCAGAAGAUUCAGGCUGCAGUGUUCUCAUCCUUUUCCAACUCAAGGAACCCGUGGUGGAGUCGCCGGCGGUGCUUCUCUUGCAGCGCUUCGUGGCGGAUGCGCAUCCGAAACGCGAAGGCUUCGGCGUCAGCGGCGCUCUGAAGGUGGUGGGCCUUCUGGAGAAUUUGGAUGACUUGAACAUCCCGUCUGCGGUGAGG
Molecule: messenger RNA, 624 nt
Organism: Durusdinium trenchii
Lineage: Eukaryota; Dinophyceae; Suessiales; Symbiodiniaceae
Source: the annotation of a GenBank genome assembly